AUGCUCUUCCUCUUCGCAAAGGAGCCCGUCACCAUCAGCCUCACGGCGAUGUACCUGGUGUCCUUUGUGGUGGGCUUUGUGGGCAACAUCAUGUCCAUCAGAGUGCUCACUCGGAAACGCCGGAGUCGUGUGUCCAGCUUAAGUGCCACCCGCAGCCUCCUCAUCAACCUGGCAGUGUGCGACCUCAUGGUGGUGUGUGUCUGCAUGCCCAUCACUGUGGGCAACCUCAUCUACAAAGCCUGGGUGUAUGGGGACUUUCUCUGCAGGGCAGUGCCCUUCAUCCAGGCUGUUUCUGUCUCUGCCAGCGUCCUCAGUCUGACCGUCAUCAGUGUGAAUCGGUACUACAGUGUGCACAACCCACUCAAUGCUCGGUCUUUCUUCACCCAGAAGAGGAUCCUCAGCACCAUCCUGGUGGUGUGGUUGUUGUCCUCAGGGAUAUGCAUGCCCCUCAUCUUCAUGAACAAACGGGAUGAGAUUGGGGUGGUAGAGGGCUUGCCUCUGGUGUUUUCGAUCUGCAGGGAGAUUUGGCCUCAGGAGAGGCUCAAGCAAGCCUACAACUUUCUGCUCUUCUGUGCCCUCUACUGCCUGCCAGUUCUGUUCAACAUGGUCAUCUGCUUCCUCACAGUGCGCAGGCUGUGGAGCCGCAGCAGCCAGCUGAAGGAGAGCACUGCUCUGACUCGAUCUCUGCCAGCCUCCAGGCUCAAGAUCCGGAAGAAGGUCGCGCAGAUGGUGGUGGCCCUGGUCCUGCUGUUUGCCAUCUCCUGGCUGCCUGUCUACCUGAUGGACAUCUGGAUUGAUUUCAACAUUCCCAAGUCUUUGCAGGACGUGACUCCUUCUCCUUGGAUCCUGCAGCUCAGACCAUUUGCCCAGUGGCUUGGCCUCACCAAUUCCAGCCUCAACCCUAUAUGCUAUUGCUUUGUUGGGAACCUCUACAGGUCAGCCAAGGAAAUGAAGAGCAAGUACCACCAAAGAAUGGUCUCUCUCUUUAACUUCUCUCUGUCUGAAGGGACAACCCAUUCCUCAGUUCCAGAGCUGCUCUCUUACCGGGAUUCAACAGAGCCUGCAAGGAAAGGACCUUCUGCCACCCCUGCCAUGGGCAGAUGUAAGGGAGGUCAUGGCAGUAAGAACAAGUGUGGACACUUGAAUUCCUGCCAGCAUCCACCUUUGAACACUGUCUCCAGUGAGAACACUUCCUUGUAA
This is a messenger RNA of Mesitornis unicolor (brown roatelo), 1200 nucleotides long. Its product is annotated as galanin receptor type 1-like. Gene Ontology annotation, biological process: neuropeptide signaling pathway. Gene Ontology annotation, cellular component: membrane. The record is from RefSeq and is a predicted model, not a curated record. Gene Ontology annotation, molecular function: peptide binding; G protein-coupled receptor activity. NCBI's taxonomy places the organism in Eukaryota, Metazoa, Chordata, Aves, Mesitornithiformes, Mesitornithidae. The coding region runs from base 1 to 1200 and encodes 399 amino acids. The transcript has a single exon.